Messenger RNA from Daphnia magna, 5007 nucleotides. RefSeq names its product calphotin. NCBI's taxonomy places the organism in Eukaryota, Metazoa, Arthropoda, Branchiopoda, Diplostraca, Daphniidae. The record is from RefSeq and is a predicted model, not a curated record. The coding region runs from base 146 to 4195 and encodes 1349 amino acids. The transcript has 3 exons.
GAAAAAAUUUCCUUCAAAAGUUGUGGAACGGCAGCGUCCAACCGCCAGUCGGUGCUCAUCAUCCGAACAAGUCACUUCCCAACAAAGUCGCCGUUCCAUCGAAAUAUCUCAAUUAAUCAGCCAGGAUUUUCAUUGAAGAAACAACAUGCGUUUCCACGUCGCUGUCCUAUUGGCUACUGUCCUAGUGGUCCUCGACGCCGCUCCUUACAAGCGUCAAUAUUAUCCGCAACGGGCCGGCUAUUACCCGACAUCGGCUUACUACGGGCCGGCUGGUUUCUCGGCCGAUGACUACUACAGCGCCCCUUACAGCGGCUAUCCGAGUUACUACAGCGGUUACAAUCGAAAUCAACAAUACAACAGCAGGCCGUCCAGUUAUCGCUACCCGUCAUCACUCGGUUACCAAUCGGCCUAUCUGAACGGGUUCGGAUGGCCCCGCUGGUCUUCAUUCCCCCGUUUCGUGGCCACACCUCAAUCGAAGCCAACAGCUGCGGGCGUGAUCGCCGUCGUGGCGCCCAACGUGGCCGACGAAGGGUUGAAAGCUCAACAACCCGUCGUCCUUGUGCUGGAUCACGACGAAGAUGAUCUGCAGCAACAACAACAACAACAAGAAGAGGAGUUCGAUUUAAGCAAAUUGGUUGGCAAUUUCGUACCUGACGUCAACCAGCAGCAGCCGCAAGAUGAAGAGCAACCCGAACUGCAAGAGCCGGCCACUCAGGACGGAUUCCUGGGCGCUGUGGCGCAGGCCCAGUUCGCCGCCCAAUCGGAGGCCGAUUUCGAUCAGCCCGAACUGAGCCCGUUGGUUGUACCGUCGGGAAUGUCCUUCGAGAGCCAAGAGGCCGUUGCGGCCGAACAAGUCGUUCAACAUGACCAGCCGGCCCCCAUGGCUGCCGUCGAACCCGUUGUUGAAGCCCAAGUCCAGCCGAUCGCUGUGGUUGCCGAACCCGUUCAGGUGGCUGAACUUGCCGAACCCGUGUCGGCCAUCGCCGAUCAGGUUGGCCAAUCCACAAAGGUUGAGGAACCCGUCGAGGCCCAAGCCGUUGACGAGCCCGUUCAAGUUGCCCAAACCGCUUUCCAAGUAGGCGAAACGGCUCAAGUUGCCGAACCCUUGGCCGAGUCCGACAUUGUCCAGGCUGCUGAUGCAGGUGCCAUCGUCGUUCCACUCAUCUCUGCCGACGCCAAUCAGCCCGAGGCUGUCGUUGAGUUCGUGCCCGUCGACCCAGUCUCCGACAUCGAACAACAAAUCGUCGCUGUUGCCGAACCCGCCGUCGAAGCCGAACCCGUUCCCGAGACUCCAGUCGUCGCCGAUGUCGUCCACGUCGAUCCUCUGCCCGUCGCUGAAGCCGAACAGAAACCCGAAGAGGACGCUGGUGUUCCAGUGGCCGUUGUCCAGGAAGCAGCUCCUGAGACUCCAGUUGUUGCCGAUAUCGUCCAGGUGGAUCCCCUGCCCGUCGCUGAAGCCGAACAGAAACCCCAAGAAGACGCUGGUGUUCCAGUAGCUGAGCCUGCCCAGGUUGCCGUCCAAGUUCCAGUUGCUGCUGACGAAGAGCAAGUCGUCGAAUUGUCUCCAGUCGUCCAGGUCGAACCUCUGGCCGUCGCCGAAGUGGAACAGAAACCCGUAGAAGAUGUUGUUCCAGUCGCCGCUGUCCAGGAAGCAGCUACUGAAACUCCAGUUGUUGCCGAUGUCAUCCAGGUGGAUCCCCUGCCCGUCGCUGAAGUCGAACAGAAACCCGAGGAAGAUGUUGUUCCAGUCGCCGCUGUCCAGGAAGCUGUCCAGGAAGCUGUCCCUGAGACUCCAGUCGUCGCCGAUGUCGUCCAGGUGGAUCCCCUGCCCGUCGCUGAAGCCGAACAGAAACCCCAAGAAGACGCUGGCGUUCCAGUGGCCGUUGAGGAAGCCAAACCCGUCGGCCAGCAGGAAAUCUGGGUGCACGUAUCCCCGGCCGGCCAGUCGACUCAGGAGCAGGACGCCGUCCAGCUAGCAUCACGGCCAUUCCCAGCUACGCCCACCUUCCAGAAACCCGAAGUCUGGAUCGAAUCCGACUUGGCUGCUCCCAGCCAAGUCGACCAGCAGGACACCGUCCUGGCCGUCCUGGAGGCUGGCCAGCCGACCAAAGUUGGCACACCCGUCCAGGUGACUCUGAAUGCGGACAACUCGAACGAACAGGACAAUUCGGCCGAGAACGCAUCGACCGAGAAAGCGGAAACGGCCACCGAAUCCAACGAAGACAACUCGCUGGAGAAGAUGCAAGUGGAACUGGUCCAGUCGGCCGAGCCCGUCCCGUUGCCGCAAGCCGAUUCGCAAGUCAAAGAUCCAGUUGAGCAGCAGCAGCAGCAGCCGUUGAUCUACCGCGAGGAGAUUGUCGUCUCGUCUGGCAGCCUCGCCGUCGGCCAUCAAGGGGACGCCCAGGUAUCGCUGAAGCCGGCCGCUGUCAUCGCCAUUCCCGAUCGCGUCACGGCCGCCCAACCCGAAGAAGAGGCCGGCCAAGUGCAGGCCGUCGAGUCCGACCAGAAAGUCGAAAAGCCCGUCGCUGAAGAUUUGAAGAUCGAAGAGCCCGUUGUCGCUGAACAGGAGAAGGUUGCCGAGCCCGUUGUUUUUGAACAGGAGAAGGUUGCCGAACCCGUUGUCGCUGAACAGGAGAAGGUUGCCGAACCUGCUGUUGUUGAACAAGAAAAGGUGGCCGAAGCCGCUGCUGCUGAACAAGAAAAGGUUGCCGAACCUGUUGUAGCUGAAGAGGAGAAAGUUGCCGAACCCGUUGUAGCUGAACAGGAGAAAGUUGCCGAACCCGUUGUAGCUGAACAGGAGAAGGUUGCCGAACCCGUUGUUGCUGAACAGGAGAAAGUUGCCGAAACUGUCGUCGCUGCAGAACAAGAAAAAGUUGCCGAACCCGUUGUAGCUGAAGAGGAGAAGGUUGCCGAACCUGCUGUUGUUGAACAAGAAAAGGUGGCCGAAGCCGCUGCUGCUGAACAGGAAAAGGUUGCUGAACACACUGCGGCUGAACAAGAAACAAUUGCCGAACCUGUUGUAGCUGAAGAGGAGAAGGUUGCCGAACCCGUUGUAGCUGAAGAGGAGAAGGUUGCCGAGCCCGCAGCUGUCGCUGAACAGGAGAAAGUUGCCGAGCCCGUCGCCGCAGAACAAGAAAAGGUUGCCGAACCCGUUGCCGUCGAGCAGGAGAAAGUUGCCGAACCUGUCGUAACCGAAGAACAGAAAGUUGCCGAAGCCGUCGUUGCAGUUGAACAGGAAAAAGUUGCCGAACCCGUCGUGGUAGAAGGGUCCGAACAAGUUGCCGAACCCGUCGUUGCCGUUGAACAGGAAAAAGUUGCCGAACACGACGUCGCUGUUGAACAGGAAAAAGUUGCCGAACCCGUCGUGGUAGAAGGGUCCGAACAAGUUGCCGAACCCGUCGUUGCCGUUGAACAGGAAAAAGUUGCCGAACACGACGUCGCUGUUGAACAGGAAAAAGUUGCCGAACCCGUCGUGGUAGAAGGGUCCGAACAAGUUGCCGAACCCGUCGUUGCCGUUGAACAGGAAAAAGUUGCCGAACCCGACGUCACUGUUGAACAGGAAAAAGUUGCCGAACCCGUCGUGGUAGAAGGGUCCGAACAAGUUGCCGAAUCCGUCGUUGCCGUUGAACAGGAAAAAGUUGCCGAACCCGAAGUCGCUGUUGAACAGGAAAAAGUUGCCGAACCCGUCGUGGUAGAAGAGCAACAAGUUGCCGAACCUGUCGUCGCUGUUGAACAGGAAAAAGUUGCCGAACCCGACGUCGCUGUUGAACAGGAAAAAGUUGCCGAACCCGUCGUUGCCGUUGAACAGGAAAAAGUUGCCGAACCCGUCGUCGUUGAAGAGCAAGAAAAAGUUGCCGAACCCGUCGUCGUUGAAGAGCAAGAAAAAGUUGCCGAACCUGAGCCGGUAGCUGAACCGGUCGCUGACGAGACCAAGAAGAACACCGACUGCAAAGUCGAGUACAUCCUCGUCAACGACAACGACGCCGCCGCCGCCGCCGCCGCCGCCGCUUCAGCCGACAAGACGGACGUCGAAGAGAAGCCCCAAUCGCAGGACGACUCGUCCGCUGGCAUCGUCGUCACCUCCGCCGAUGCUGAAACCAAACCGGCCUCCGCCCGUUUCGAGUCACGAGUCAACAGCCGCACAAAGUCCAAAUUCGGUUUGAGAUCCCUCGGCCGGCGCAUCAUCAAAUUUUAAACGUCCCAACUAGACCGCCACCGCGCCUCCCAUCGAGAAAGCAACAAAACACACACAUUCAAAAGUGCCUUGCGUUCAACAACAACGACACACACACAAAAAUACGUUUGGAAUGCAAAUGAACCCUGCCCCCAGCCCCAAUUAAAUCGCAAAAGAAUGAAACGGAGACGCACAACGAGCCAUCCAGCCACGCCCUUCAAAAGGAAAGCACAUUUCUUUUUUUAAUUUUUUUUUUCAAAUAAUAUUUUGUGUGUCUUCAAGAUGAUUAUUUUUUAUUUUUCGAUUGAUGAUUGAUUUGAUUCCCCAGCAAAUGAUGUCCCUCCACCACCUUAUUCGUUUUUGUUUUCGGUUUUUUUUUUUGCGUUCAAUUCACAUUUGAUAAUUUUAUUGUUCUCCUCCUCCGUUCGCCAUUUUUCGUGCUCGAAGAAAAAAACAGCAACGAAACUUUUUCUUGUUUUUGGGUUGGGAUUUUUUAAAGAAACAAAAAUUUUCAAAAAAGAAAAAAAAAAAACAUCAAAAAAAUCCCCAGUCGAAUCGCGUGCCGUCCACCCCCAAAAGUCGAACGCGAAAAAAAAAAAAUCUUGUUUUGUUUGGUGAUUGGUAAUUUAAAAAUUUCCAUUUUUCUUUCUUUCUUUCUUUUUUACCUGUCUUCUAUUUGUGGCUUUAUUAUUUAAAACAUUCCCCACCCCCCAUCCAGUCGAGUGAGUUUUCAAAUCGAGUUCUUCUCCCUUUCUAAAAAUCCCCUCGUGUUAACGUUCGAUUCACUAAUCACGAUUACAAUACACACUGUGUUCCGGAUUAUGAAACAAAAA